GCCAUAUUGAUGCUUAUCUUUGGUCGGAAACGCUUUGCCGUCACGAGAUAAGCAACACCUGUGUUCUUGUUCUUACUGGUGAAUGCUCCCAGUCUGGCGAACAUCAUAUGAUCUAUAAAUGGUAUUGAGGCGAUAUCUUGAAACCCUGCAGCGAUAACUUCAAUACGCCUUUCCUCAACGAAAAGAACAUUGGUUCAUUGAGCCAAACAUCAGUGACAUGUCUCAACCCAAUUCAGAAAAGGCUGACGCCAUUACGCCGGCGCCGGCUCGCAGUAGUGGAAGCAUUGACGCGGGCAAGCUCGAAAACGCCGAGGAUGCAUUCGAGGUCUUCAAGCGUAGUGAAGGAUCAGUUGACUUCCGGACAGUUGGCUGGAUUCAAGCCUCGGUCAUCUUUCUCAAGGUCAUAUUUGCUACCGGCGUUCUCACGAUUCCCUCCGCCAUGUAUGUCCUCGGCGCACUCCCAGGUGCCAUCAACGUCUUGGGCUGGCAAUUUCUGAAUACAUACUGUGCCAUCAUCCAAGGAAACUUCCGCAACACUCAUGCUGGUUGUCAUUCCAUUGCCGAUAUGGCUCAUGUAGUUGGGGGUGUCUGGCUCAAAGAAAUUGUUGGAGUCUUAUUUCUUGUCACGUAUGCGAUUGUUGGCGCGUCCGGAAUCUUUGGUACAUCGGUUGCUUUCAACGCCCUCUCGAACCACGCUAUUUGCACCAACUAUUACAUGUUGGUUGCAACAGCUGCAGUUUUCAUUCUUGCUAGCAUUCGCAAGUUUGAGAAAAUCGCGUGGUUGACGUGGGCUGGGUUCCUGUCCGUGUACAUUGCCGUCUUUAUUGUUGUAGUUGCCGUCACGCAGGUGGACAGACCUGCCGCUGCUCCACAGACUGGUGAUUUCGAUCUCGGAUACCACGUUAUUGGCAACCCUAACUUUGUCACCGGCAUCACGUCCGUCGCUACUAUCUUCUGUUCCGGCGCAGGCACUUCUGCAUUUCUUCCUGUUAUAUCGGAAAUGAAGAAACCAAGAGACUACAACAAGGCCGUGUAUCUUUGCAUGGGAGUUGUCACAGCUUCUUACUUGACUUUGUCUCUCGUAGUCUACCGUUGGUGCGGCCAAUGGGUGGCGUCCCCUUCUCUGGGGAGCGCUGGUGACGUUGUCAAGAAAGUGUCGUAUGGCAUUGGCCUGACCGGUCUGAUGGUCAGCGCAUGUCUAUACAUUCACGUUGCCGCCAAGUAUCUCUUCGUUCGACUUCUGCGUAAGUCAGUUCACCUGCAGAAGAACUCGGUUGUCCACUGGUUCGUCUGGAUUGGAUGCACUUUCGCCAUGUCAGCUGUCUCAUACCUCCUGGCAUCCGGCAUUCCCAUAUUCAACUACCUGCUUGCUCUGGCAGGAAGCUUGACUUUCGCACCUCUGGCGCUUGGUCUCCCAGGCUACCUCUGGAUUUUUGACCACCAACACUACCGCCAGGGAACAUGGUGGCAGGUGACGGUGUAUUGGCUAAAUUGGCUUAUGAUCCUCUUGGCAGUCUUCUUGACUAUCGGAGGAACCUACGGUGUUAUCCAGAAUAUCAUUGACGCGUACGCCCACGGAUUGAUUGGAGGCGCGUUUUCUUGCGCGGACAACAGCGGCUCCUCAUGAUGAUGACGAUUUAGCAAAGCUGCGUGAAUAAAGGAAUCGAUUUGAAGAGGGUGGAUCGUGUUAUUUCUGUGUAAUUUGAUGUAGUUAGACUCUUGAGUUGAAUCCUUAGAGGAGGACAAGGAUAUUGGUAGCAAAUGACCAUCUGUGC
Messenger RNA from Colletotrichum navitas, 1775 nucleotides. Its product is annotated as transmembrane amino acid transporter. The record is from RefSeq and is a predicted model, not a curated record. Gene Ontology annotation, molecular function: L-amino acid transmembrane transporter activity. Gene Ontology annotation, biological process: amino acid transmembrane transport. Lineage: Eukaryota; Fungi; Ascomycota; Sordariomycetes; Glomerellales; Glomerellaceae. Bases 218 to 1627 code for a protein of 469 amino acids. The transcript has 3 exons.